Molecule: messenger RNA, 2817 nt
Organism: Pseudocercospora fijiensis CIRAD86
Lineage: Eukaryota; Fungi; Ascomycota; Dothideomycetes; Mycosphaerellales; Mycosphaerellaceae
Exons: 1
Coding region: 272-1801 (509 amino acids)
Cellular component (GO): membrane
Molecular function (GO): signaling receptor activity
Source: RefSeq, a predicted model, not a curated record
UUUUCUUCACUCCCAGUCUUUCCUUCAGUCUGUCCUUAUACUGACCCCACGACUCUCACGGCCGCCCGUCUACUCCUGCCUCGGGAUUCAGCCAGCCAGCAACGGCCUCAAUUUAUCCGUAAUUUAGCGGCGACCGAAAGGAAAACGAAGCGAGGCGUGCAGAUUGACGUCGCUCGCGCCUAGGGAGGACUCUCUUAUACGGAGCUGUACAGCAUCUCACGCCUUACUCCCACCUACAAAUACCAGGGGCACCUCGAUACCGACAGCGACCAUGACACAGACGUACUGCACAGCGCGCAGUACCUAUAGCAGCACGGCCACUGCAACCGAAUCGUAUGAGGAACCUACAGUAGGCACAUCUUCGGGGACGAAAUUCGACCUCGAUCAGGAACGCGCGAGAAAGCGGCGGCGGCACUCUUCGUACAACCCGCGAUCAUGGAGCACAGAGAGGGAAAAUGUGCAGAUCUUGGUCGACCAAUUCUUGAGCGACUUGGGCCGGAGACUGGAGAUGGUGGAGCAGUAUGGACACCUCAAAUUUGACGAAAGCGUCAAGAGCCUACACGAAACACUACGGGAGGUGCACGAGCGCUGUUCGAGAACGAGAGACGACAUAUUGGAUGCAGGCCGGAGGCGACACAAGAUUUUGGUGGAGACGCUGGAGUCAAACUAUCGCGAUGCUCUUGCCAAGAGGGAUACCCUCGAAGCCAAGGUGCAAGCAGGUAUAAAAAUGCUCGAAGAGAAUCUCGCCGCUCUGGAGCAACGUGCAUAUCAUAUUCGGGAUGUUGGUCUUGGUGUGACCGCCAGCGAGAUGCUGGACUCGAGUAUCGCCUACAUGGAUGACAAGGCGACCAAAGCUGGCCAGAUGAUGCACGAGGGUGCCGAUGCGGCAUGGAGAGCAAAGGAGCGCAUGAAGAUGAAGAUCGAGACUGCACUUGCUCAUGCCAAGAAGCACGGCUUGGUCCCGUACGAAAUGCUACCCGAGCCCUGGCGUGUCAAUCCAUACAUCCUCAGUGGUUAUCGAUUCUCUGAGACCAAAGUCCACUGCAUUACAUCUUGCUUCAGACUCUCGAACGAGUUCGUGAACAUCUGGUCGCACGCCAUUGGCCUCAUAAUAGUCCUGGCUCUGGCCUUCUACGUUUAUCCUUCGACGCCUGCUUUCACUUCUGCUACGAAGUUCGACAUAUUCAUUGCUGGCUGUUUCUUCUUUGCAGCAUGCAAGUGCCUGGUGUGCAGCUGCAUGUGGCAUGCAAUGUCGUCCAUUAGCAAUCAGACGCUUAUGGAGCGCUUUGCCUGUGUCGACUACACUGGCAUUUCUUUACUGGUCGCGGCCAGCAUUAUGACUACUGAAUAUACAGCAUUCUACUGCGAGCCCAUUUCGCGAUGGAUCUACAUGUCGCUGACUUUCGUGCUUGGAAUCGGCGGCACGAUAGUACCUUGGCAUCCAUUCUUCAACCGGGCAGACAUGUCUUGGGCUCGUGUCGCCUUCUACGUCAGUCUUGCAACUACAGGAUUCUUUCCUAUUGCACAGCUCACCUAUGAGCGCGGCUGGCACGAGACCGCAUACUUCUACGCUCCGAUUGCAAAGUCCAUCUUGGUCUACCUGGGUGGCGCCAUCCUGUACGCAGCCAAGAUUCCUGAGCGUUUCUUGCCAGGCUGGUUCGACUACGCCGGUGGCAGCCACAAUAUCUGGCAUAUUGCUGUCCUCGGCGGCAUACUAUUCCACUAUUCUGCGAUGCAGUCAUUCUUCGGCGAAGCUUUCCGCAGAGCAUCCAUGUCUGUAGAUGGAUGCUCGACAUAUUGAUUGCACACACGUCUUUGAAGCGUUCCUAGCGACUACAUGUUCGACGCAUUGAAAAUUUUGGAGGAUAGAUGACUAGAUGCUGCGUCUCAACACGCGCUUCGCAUAGCAGGCUGUCUUGCUCUGUAUAUACGACAGCGAGGAGCGUGGGUUUCAUGAGUACGGCAUUGCAUGGCAUUAUAUUUGGCGCGCGAGAAAGCUAAGAUUCGGCGAAUCUUGGCUGAUUUCCCUGGUAGCAACUAGUUCACAUGACGGAAAGAACAGUUGGAAGAACUUGUCCGCAUGCACAUUUUCCUUCUUCGAGCACUAUCGUUUCAGUCACUGGCGAGGCCUGGCAGUUCGUAACAGCGAGGUUUAAUCCUUGCUACAAGCAUGACGGACUUCGAAUCGAACGCUUCCGAAGACUUCGCAUGCAUGAAGUUCGCGUGCGAACCAGGAAGAUCGCUGCGUGAAAUAGAUCAUAGCUCGUGUAGCGCACGACUUCUUUUCGGAUCACUGACCACGUUCUGAGCAUAGCACACCCGUGGACGAGUCUCACGCUACAACUUCCUGCGCGGGAGCGGGUAUCACACCAGAUAUGGUCAAACAAACAGUACAUGAUUGCUUCGAGCAUGCACACUCUUGACUUUCCUGCUCACAGAAUGCCGCGGGAUUCCAAUCUCAUAAGUUCUUACACAAUGGCAUUCUCAAGAAAGACUUUCGAGUGAUGGUGGAAGUGGAAGUGCGUUUGGUGCGAGAUGUCCGGGUUCGGGAAUUGCUGCUCCUACUGAUGAGAUGACUAGGCCGAGUCUGAGAAGACUGCUUUGGAUGAGACGAAGUAGAGCCGCGACCUGUGUUGAGUGGUGCACCGAGGCUACGGCUUGUUGAUGGGAAGGUGAGAGGGAGGGAGAAUGUGGAUCCGAAUUCUUUUGGUAUCGGUCAGGCUCUUUGACGGGCAGUGAGUGUACCGACAACUGAGAUUACCGCAUUUAUGAAACACGAGCUCACGUGGAGCUACGGGCUUUUGGUUCAUAUUUUGC